Molecule: messenger RNA, 1977 nt
Organism: Huiozyma naganishii CBS 8797
Lineage: Eukaryota; Fungi; Ascomycota; Saccharomycetes; Saccharomycetales; Saccharomycetaceae
Gene: TAX4
Product: Tax4p
Exons: 1
Coding region: 1-1977 (658 amino acids)
Molecular function (GO): protein binding
Source: RefSeq, a predicted model, not a curated record
AUGUUUUCGAAGAGUAAGAAACGGUCUCAUACAGGGAACGUAAAUGUCCAACUCGAUGAGCAAGGGAUGCAGGAUUCUCUGAGAGCAGCUCAAGUGAUAUUUCAAAGACACAAUGGCGAACCCAAUUUAAACAGCAGCAACCCUGAUGAUUCCUCACUUAAAAAAGCGGGGAAGCCGUCCAUUCAAGCUACUCAACAACAGCAAACACCGCAACCUGGAUUUUCGAAACGAACACCACCAAAACCUAUACCUAGACAGAGAUCGAAAAAUUGCCAACCAAAUCCCUUACCUCUUAGCCUACGGACAACGGGAAGUGCUAGCUAUAACAGUAGUAGAAUCAAUUCCCCACAAGUGAAAAACGAUAAUAUAUUUACACCGUCUUCUGUGCCCUUGGAUACCCUAGAUGAGAAAUUGAAAAUUUCCGUCGAGCAUAGCGAAGACAAGAUAAAACCACGUCCAUCGAACAAUGACGUAUCAGACUGUGGCAAAAUCCCCCCUAAUAAAAGCAGUAUCACAGCUGCACAAAUUGCAGCAUCUUUAGCACAAUCACAUAUCAAAAAUACAUCACAUGGUUCAAACCAAUAUGAAAAGAAACUGAUUGUUCCACCCCCAGCUCAGUUAAAGAGGGUACCAUCAGUUUCUGCAACUGAAGAAAGAAAAACAGAAAGAAACAAUAGUAAUCAUAGCAUAUCAAACAAAGCGAGCUUUUCAAGCAGUCCCUCACCUUCGCAUUCUUUUGUUCAGGUAAAGGGAGACCAAAAGCUUGCCACCUUUGGGGGUGGCUCUGUCUCUCCUGAACAUCAACACCCGAAUGUUAACAAAAAGCAUACAAGGAUACCACCCCCUUCCACAAUUCUCAAAGAAAAUGAGGAGGAAGGAGUGAACAGAAAAAGUAGCAUAGAUAGAGAGAGGAGUCAAAUAGAGUUAUGGCCGAACGAAUGUGCCGAUAGUGCAGAUUCAGAUUCCUCGUGUACCUCAACCAGUAGUAAAAACUGGAAUGGAGAGGACACAGAACAGGACUCAGAUACAGCUGAUUAUGAUGAGUUAUAUCAGUAUUACGAUGAUGAUGGCAACCUGAGCUACGAAGGUGAGUACGAUGAGAAUGAUGAUGAGGGACACGUCGAUAACAGUGUCUAUGAAGAUGCAGACAUUAUAACUGCUAAUGAACCAAUGGAGACCCGUGUAUAUGCCAUGAACAGGAAGGUAAAUGACCAAACCAAUUCAAAAAAUUAUACAUCAGCACCAGUGCCCAGCCCGUCAUAUUCUGAUCCAGAGCUAUCUGAGAGAGAUCGUAGCUUUAUUGUACCUAGUAAAAAAGGAAGAGUAAGAAGACUUGGCAGGCUCUUUGGGUCCAGUAGAAAUAAAACGAUGCCAAGUCCGACUAAUACCGUACGAUUUAAGGAAACGAUGAGGUACAACACCAAAAAGGGAUUUAACGAAGACAAACCUUGGAAGAAGCACCGUGAUGUCAAAUUUAUAGACGAACAAGAUAGAAAGAGAUAUGAGGGGGUUUGGGUCAGUAAUCGAUUUUCAUACUUGAAUUUGUUGCCUUGGUGGCCCAGUUCUUCGAAGGAUGAUGAAACUGGGAUUUCUACAGAAAAUGCAGAGUACGUCCUGAAUUUACCACAGGAUGGAUUGAUUCUAAACUUGGUCGUUAAAGAUCUCUGGGAUAGAUCAAAUCUGCCAAAGGAUAUUUUGAUGCAAAUUUAUAAACUUAUCGACACGAGAAAGGAUGGAACACUUGAUAGAAAGUCUUUUAUUGUCGGUAUGUGGCUUGUUGAUCAAUGUUUAUAUGGGAGGAAGUUACCAGAAGUUGUCCCUGAUAUCGUAUGGGACAGUGUUGAUAGAUACACGAUGAAUAUGAUUCAAUCUAAAGCAGAAGAUGAAUCGUAUCAAAAAAGAAGGAGGAGAAGGAGAAUGCUCAUGAGAAAAGAAAUAAAACAUUUAAAAAGUGGUAUCAAACAUGUUCAUUUGUAG